Amborella trichopoda is the source of this 1517-nucleotide messenger RNA. Its product is annotated as Serine/Threonine-kinase, putative (DUF1639). The record is from RefSeq and is a predicted model, not a curated record. NCBI's taxonomy places the organism in Eukaryota, Viridiplantae, Streptophyta, Magnoliopsida, Amborellales, Amborellaceae.
CGCCUCUCAAAGAAACCUUUCUUUCUCUCUCUUCACAUUGCCCUCUCCCUCUAUAUAUCUCUUUCUAUCUCUUUUUUAUCUCUGUCCCCUCUCUCUCUUCGUUUUCUCUCUCCUCUCUCUCGCUGUCUAUUAUGUUGCAGAGACAUUGGUUUUCUCCAUAGGCUCUCAUGCCCGAGAAUCAUGCGAUUUCCAAAAGUUUUGCAGGUUUCCAAAGAGUUUUUCCGGCGUCUAUGAACCUCUGGUUUUUGAGAUGAGAUACCAGAGAGUUAGUCCCGACUGUCUCCAUUUAAGCAACGGGAGAAAACCCAGCCUAAGAAUAUGCAAGGAAGAUGACAUAGAAGGUUCAAAUGGUAAUAAUGGCAAGAUCCAAACCUACAAUCACAACCCACUUAAUGGAUUUCCAAGAAUCAGAACGACACCAUCCUCAACCAGCCAAGACCAUAACUAUGCCCCCUCUGUCUCUGAGACCCCUCAAACUGAGAAUAACCACGACAACAACAACAAUAAUAACAAUGUCGGCAAGACCCAUGCACUUGAAAAUAAUAUGGGGGGAGAUAUUAUUUUGCAAUGGGGCCAAAACAAGAGGUCUCGAGGUUUUAGAUCAGAGAAUAGAGUUUUAGGAGAUGAGUCCUCAACUCAAGCGAGGCAAGCUGUGAAAAUUCCGAGGAGGGUGGUGGGGCCCGAGAAGUUGCAGAGUCAUGGAGCCCACCAGACUCAAGUGAAUUCUUACUCGAGGAACACGAACCUUAGGCCAUGCACCCCUGUUCGUGAGCCUCCUACUGGAUCGAUAAUCUACAGGAAUUUAGAAGAACAGUCUGGUUCGGGCCACCCCAAGGGAAUCAAUGUUUUCCAAUCUGGAACUAGUAAUAACAGCGGUGGGCGAUUUUUACAGAGGGUUGGAGACAACAACAAACGUUCUCCAGAAAAACCAGACAAAGCAGGAGUAGCUUCUUGCCCACCUCCUUCUACUACCAUGAAUAAUAAUAAUAGUAAUCAUUACAAUUCAUCAUCUCCAAAGAACAAUAACAACAAUGAUCAUCAUCAAGAGAUCACUGUAGCAGAGCAUGAGCCCUGUGUGGCCUUUGAGAAAUUAAAUCUCGAGCUCUUUGAGUGGCCAAAAAUCUACAUCUCUCUGUCGAGGAAAGAGAAAGAGGAUGAUUUCCUUGCUAUUAAGGGAACCAAGCUUCCACAGAGACCCAAGAAGAGGGCCAAGAAUGUUGAUAAGACCCUCCAGUACUGCUUUCCUGGGAUGUGGCUUUCUGAGUUGGGCAGAGGUCGUUAUGAAGUUAGAGAGAAGAAAUGCGUGAAGAAGAGAAGAAGAGGUUUGAAGGGGUUGGAAAGCAUGGAAAGCGACUCUGAGUAAAAAAAACCACCGAAAUGUUUGUUAUUUGUGCGAGUCGGGCCCCGCCUUCUCUUCCUCUCUCUCUCUCUCUACAAUUUUCAAAGGGGAAUCUUUCAUUGCCUCAUGUACAAAAUGCAGCUGAUCAAUAUAUCAGAAAUAUUUUCUCCUAUCAUCA